UCCUGGUCUGCAAAGUUAUCCUCGUUGGGUCCACAGGGCCCUGAAGUCAGUGUCGGUUUGGUCGUCACGAUGAACGAGGUCCGAAUACUGUCGCUGCUCACCGCAGUCCUAGUAUCGUCAGCAGGGGUACACGCAAGCAACGAAUGUGUCGUCGUGACGCCAAACGUGCUGCGACUCGGGGCCCAGGAGACCGUGGUGGUCAUGGUGAGCGGGCGUCCACAACGUGUGAACAUGACGCUUGAGAGCCAUCCAGCGGGACGCCGGCCGUUCUUCCAGAAGACGUUCGACGCAGUUCCAGGUUCACCGGUGACGGCCGAAGUGUCCGUAAGGUCCGAAGAUUUAUCCGAGUUGCAGUUGUCCAAGGAAGACGUGCAGGUGACCCUGACGGUGCAGUGUGGAUCUCUGUGGAACCGACAGGUGCGACUCGGAGUGAGCGGAGCUUCUGCCGAUCUCCUCUUCCUGCAGACUGACAAGCCUAUCUAUCAACCUGGAACCACCGUCAACAUCAGGUUCAUCGCCCUAAAUGGAUCACUGAAGCCAGCGUCAACGCCGUUCAAGCUUGAAGUCAGGAAUCCUCAAGACGUGGUGUUGGAACAGAGAGACUUUCUUCCUGGCAAAGAACUCAUGCUCAGCCAUCAGUUCGAAGUGCCCAAACAUACCGUACUCGGUGAAUGGAAGCUGGUCAUGCGUUACGGACACAAGUUUUUGCAAAACACAACAGUUACGUUCGCCGUGGACAAAUACGUGCUCCCGCGGUUUUCAGUGGUGUUGAAAACAGUUGACUACAUUCUGCCAGAUUUCAACAGCAUCACCGUUAAGGCUCGAGCAAAGUUCGUGAACAAACAGAUAGUUCGUGGCUUCGUUACUUUCCGCUUCUCAGUGAAGAAUGAGGUGGGAGCCGUGGAGGAGAUUGGGACCAGCGGCAUGCCUAAGGCGCUGGAUUCAGGCGAUGCCGAAUAUACGCUCCGACGGGACGAUGUGGUCGACAAGCUCGGCAGGCCGAAGGUGGACGCUCUCUUCGCGGCUCGCGCUCGUCUCGUGGUUGAGGCGACGGUCAUCGAGGAAGCUACGGGAAUACGGGAGUCUGCACGCAGUGAGCAAGCCGUGUUCUCCACUUCGCCGUACGUGGUGUCUACGGCACGGAGUGAGAAGAGCUUCAAGCCCGGAUUUAAGUUUUACGUGAUGGCGGAUGUUACUUACGCCAAUGGUGAGCCAGCAGAGGGUGUUCCAACAAGGCUGACCUGCAAUGGUUGCGACAUGAAGCCGCAGACCUCCUCAACUGAUAAGAACGGUGUUGUGACUUUCUUCGUCGCCUCCAAGAUUAGGCGACGCUGAUUCAAUUUCAAGGUGGAAACCGCUGAUCCGAAGUAUACAAGUGAGCAGCAAGCCCGCAGUGAUCUCUUAGUGCGCCGAUACAAUGACAACUCUCAAAAAUACUUGAUCAUCGAAAGAAAGGACCCCAAGACCUUGUUUAAGGUUGGCACAUCAUUCGAGGCUGUACUGUUUAAGCCCAACGGAGCCCAAUUGACGUCCGCCUACUACUUGGUCUUGGCUCGAGGCCGUGUGCUGAAGGCAGGCAAGGUCGCCGUGGAGAAUGUGCUCGACCAUCGAGUGACGUUCGUCGUGACGCCGGAAAUGACGCCGAGCUUCCGGGUCGUGGUGGUCGGCUUCCUGAACGGACAACUCGCCACAGACGCCGUCUACAUCAACGCCGAGCCAACUUGCACCCAGGACUCUGAUUUUACGUUGACGAGGAGGAACGUCGACGAACAGCCGGCGCCUGGUACCACUGAGACGCUGGUAGUGAAGGGAACCGCCGGGACACGCGUGGGCUUGCUGGGGGUGGACCAGGCCGUGUACUUGCUGAGGCGAAAAGACCUUCUCACGCGAGAAAAGGUGUUCCAGUCCAUGGAAGCAAAGGACCUCGGUCGCGGCCUGGAUGCUGGCACAGCUGCGGUGCACGCUUUGACCAACUCUGGUAUUGCAGUGCUCGCCGUCCACGGAACAUACGGCGGUGCAGAAUACUUUCACAAGCAGCAGAAGGCCGUACUGAGGGAGGCUGGAAACAAGUCAUAUGGAUACCUGGCCACUGUGGAGUCAGAGGUGUUCCAGUCCAUGGAAGCAAAGGACCUCGGUCGCGGCCUGGAUGCUGGCACAGCUGCGGUGCACGCUUUGGCUAACUCGGGUAUUGCGGUGCUCGCCGUCCACGGAACAUACGGCGGUGCAGGCGCGCUAGAAGCUACACAGGGAGGGACGGCACGGACUGAGAAUGAGUGCUUAUAUAUUGUUCUUUUUUUUUUUUCAGGAGAUGGUCCACGGCGCUCAAAGCGUGAAGUUACCGCUAACAUUUUGGAACAAUUCCAAAACGAGACGCUCCGCAACUGCUGCUCGAGCGGCCUCCUGAAGGACCCAUUCCUGCGCAGCUGUGACGAUCGCGAAGAAGCCCUGCGCAGCUACUUGGUAGCCGGCAGCGCCCUCUACUCGGAGAAGUGUGUCGAAGCAUUCGCCACGUGCUGCCGCCACAUUGAAAACAAUCAAAUCGUCGGCAGAUCGAACGCUGACGUCGCCGACGCACUUGGAGACAACGAUUUCGACUUCAAAGGCGGUGAACGGCACGCAUUUAUGGAGACGUGGCUGUUCGAACAAUUGACAAUAAGCGAAGAUUCGGAGACAACCUAUGAUGUCUCCCUGCCCGACUCCAUCACCACCUGGGAGCUGAGCGCCGUGAGUGUUGCGCCGUCUGGCGGCAUCUGCGUCCACGACCCGCUGGAGAUACGUGUAUUCAAGAAGUUGUUCGUCGAAGUCAAUCUGCCAUACUCCGUCGUCCAGAACGAGCAAGUCGAGAUUCCGGUGACGGUGUACAACUACGACAGGAAUGACCAGAUGGUACGUGUGGCGAUGCUCGGGACGAAACACGUCUGCUCUGGCGCCAAGGAAGGAAAGCCCUCCGCGGUACGCAAGGUCAAAGUGCCCACGGGUCAGGGUCGCACGGUGGUCUUCCCCGUGGUGCCUCUGGCUGCUGGUGAGAGGGAGAUCCACGUGGCAGCCAUCAGCGAAUCGUCAGCCAGGGACGCUGUUAAAGUGAAGCUCAGGGUAGAGAUGCCUGGCGUGCCCAAGGAGGACAACAUUAACAUCAUCCUCGAUCCCGAAAACACGCAAAAGCGAAAGGCACGACAUGACGCUAGCCCUGAACGCAGGUACACAGAAACGUUUGCUCUCGGAGAAGGGCAGCUCAUACAGAUCCCGCGGCCAAACAGGUCUCCCAAGGAGGUCGUCCCGGGAUCCGAACGCUGCGAAAUCGACAUCGUUGGCAACGACAUGGGUGCUGCGCUGGAGGCAUCAGUCAAGAGCCCCAAUACCUUGCUUCGGAUGCCAUCGGGUUGUGGUGAACAGACCAUGAUCGGACUGGCGCCAACACUGUACGCCUACCAAUAUCUGAAGACUGUCGAUCUCAUUUCUCCUGAGGACGAGAACAGGGCGCUGGGCUUUAUUCGAAAAGGGUAUCAACGCAUGCUCACUUUCCGAAAAGUGGAUGGAUCGUUCACAGUAUGGGAAGGUUACGCAUCCAGUCUGUGGCUUACGGCCUUCGUUGUGCGAAGCCUGUGUGAAGCACGGAAGUCCGUUCACAUCGACGAGAACGUGCUCACCAAAGGCCUCAGCUACAUCCUAACCCAACAGCGGCAAGACGGCAGCUUCCUCGACAUUUACAAGCUACACCACGGCGACCUCCUGGGCGGCGUCACGGGACCGCUUCCGCUGACGGCAUAUACCUUGCUUACCCUUCAGGAAUGCACCAAAGAUGGUGUCGAGGUAGCAGGCCUGAAGGAGUCCAUGGCUAAAGCUACCAUUUUUAUUGGAAGAGAGAUGCAGCAAGACAGGCCUGCGUACGAAACAUCUCUGACAGCGUACGCACUCUCUCUCGGCGACAGCCCCGCCAAGAACGACGCACUCCGCAAGCUUCGCAGCAUUCUGCAACCAGGCCGAGAUGGUGGACUGCACGUUUCCGCUGGCAGCGAACCCCUGUCCGUGCAGGCCACUGCGUACGCCCUCAUGGCGCUGCUCGAAGCCGGUGGGAGCAGGAGCAACGUCACGGCCCUCGUGCAAUGGCUGAACUUGCGCAUGAACCCUAGCGGGUCCCUGCGUUCCAGUCAGGACACUGUGGUGGCACUACAAGCCCUGUCCAAAUACGCCAUCUACGCCCGGAAUUCGGGCAUCGACUUGACCUGCCAGGUGACGCGCAGCAAUGACCGAAACUUCGUUCGCACCGUGCGCAUCAAGCGAGACAACGCCCAAGUGCGCACUAGGAUAGAGAUCCCAGAAUUCAACGACAAGGUUUUCGUGAAUGUCAAAGGGUCUGGAACUGCAACCAUGUACUUCGUGACGAGCUACCACGUUCCAGCUGUUGGUGCAGACUUAUUGUGCAAGUUCAAGCUCGAUAUAAACUUCUCGCAGAACAAGGUGGACAUAGAAGAAGUGUUGAAAAGUGAGUUUAUUGAGAUGUUCGUAUUUGCCACAUCGUCCAAACGCGGGAAAUUAAGGGAUUUCAAUGCAAAUAUAAACAAGAAAUUCAAGGAAACGUAUGGAAUGAAAGUGUGUGCAAGAUCCCUGGAGGAGAAUGUGAAAGGCAUGGCCAUACUAGACGUCGGACUUAUGACAGGCUUUAAGCCCAUUACGGCCGACCUGAAUAAGCUCGUCGACAACAGAAUCGUGGACAAAUAUGAGUUCAGCCAAAGGAGCGUGGUGUUUUACCUACAAACCAUUCCGGCAGACAGAGACGUGUGCGUCGAGUUUGGCUUAGACCAAGAAUUCGCCGUGGGCAAGCUGCAGUCAAGUUCCGUCAAAGCCUAUGCGUACUACGAUCCUGAUAUAUCGUGCACCAAGUUCUAUGCACCGAACAGCACUAGCCCAUUGCUGAAGAUCAAGUGUGACGACCCGGGACAGUCAGAUGUUUGCACGUGCUUGGAGGGGGGUUGCCCACCAGUGAACGUGCCAGAUAUGUUCACGAAAUCCAACGGCGAAGUUGUCUCGACACCGGAAUGCCGAGAAGAAAUGAGGUUACACGCCUGCGAUGGAGUUGAUUUCGUGUGGCUCGGCACAGCGCGUAACACGAUGCACAAGGACGGUUUUAUCACCGCCCGGUUCUCGAUCGAGAAAGUGCUAAAACCAGGCAUAGAGUCGGACGAAGAACUUAAAGACAAGCAACGCGUGAUCAAGGCUCGCGACCAUUGUGAAUCCUUCAGCAUAAAGGAUGGCGCAAAGUACAUCAUUAUGGGCAUGGACCCCAAGUACAAGGAGAUGGAUGACUUCGGAGAAGAACACUAUGUCUACGUGAUAGACAGUGACUCCGUCGUAAUCGACCACUCAUCGAAGAAGAAAGGUGGCAACAGGCUGAAGGGUAGACAGCGAGGACGGCACGGACAAAAUGCGGCAGGAGAUCCGGAAAACGAGCGUUGUGACUGGGAUAAGCUUGUCGCUUGGUUCGUCAGGGAAUUCUCAAACGAGAAUACACGCUGCUACACCUAAGCAGUUGUUGAUUUCACGCUGUUCUUUUUUUUUU
Rhipicephalus sanguineus (brown dog tick) is the source of this 5557-nucleotide messenger RNA. RefSeq names its product complement C3-like. Gene Ontology annotation, molecular function: endopeptidase inhibitor activity; protein binding. The record is from RefSeq and is a predicted model, not a curated record. Lineage: Eukaryota; Metazoa; Arthropoda; Arachnida; Ixodida; Ixodidae. Gene Ontology annotation, cellular component: extracellular region.